AUUGACUUUGGUCUUUCUGAGGACUCAUUUUUAGAGACAUUUCAAGAUAAAGAGUGGAAGAAACGUUGGACCGUAUCCCACGCUAGAAGAGAUGGAGAGUUUACUUAUGUUGGGAAAUGGGACGUGGAGGAACCAUCAAUCUAUGCUGGAUUUAAAAAUGAUAAAGGGUUGGUGGUCAAAUCUCCUGCUGCCCACCAUGCUAUUUCUACCAUUUUCGACAAACCAUUUAAUAACAAAGACAAUACACUAGUGCUUCAAUAUGAGGUGAAAUUGCAAAAAGGGUUAUCUUGUGGUGGCGCUUAUAUCAAAUUAUUAUCAAAUUCGCAAGAAUUGAAAGAAAAUCAUUUUUCAAAUGAGACACCAUACCAAGUUAUGUUUGGUCCAGAUAAAUGUGGAACAACCAAUAAGGUGCAUUUGAUUAUCAAAAGAAAAGAUCCAGUCACCGGAGAGUAUGAAGAAAAGCAUCUCAAAACUCCUCCAAUGAUUAGAAAUGUCAAGGUCUCCACGCUAUAUACAUUGAUUCUUGAUGAAAAUCAAAAUUAUGAAAUUAGAAUUAAUGGUGAUGUUGCUAAAGCCGGAUCAUUGACUGAUGAAAAUACAUUCUCACCCAAAUUGAAUCCAGAAAAGGAAAUUGACGAUGUGAAUGAUGUCAAACCAGAGGAUUGGGAUGAUGAAGAAGAAAUUCCAGAUCCAGACCAAACCGAAAAACCAGAGGAUUGGGAUGAAACUCAGCCUAAAUUAAUUCCCGAUCCAAAGGCUAAAAAACCCAAAAAUUGGGACGAAGAUGCUCCUAACCAUAUCACUGAUCCAGAUGCCAAAGUUCCAGAAGAUUGGGAUGAAGAGGAAGAUGGAGAAUGGAUUGCUCCCGAAAUCCCCAAUCCAGUUUGUCAAAAACAUGGAUGUGGUAAAUGGGAAGCACCACAAAUCCCCAACCCUGAAUACAAAGGCAAAUGGAGACAACCAUUAAUUACCAACGUCAACUAUCAAGGCGAGUGGAAACCAAGAAAGAUCCCCAAUCCCGAUUAUUACGAAGAUUCCAAACCUGCCGAUCUUGAAGAGAUUGGAGGUAUUGGUUUUGAAUUAUGGACUAUGGAUAAUGAUAUUUUGUUUGACAACAUUUACCUUGGACAUUCAAUCAGAGAAGCUGAAUUCGUUGGCAAUACCACAUUCGUUCCCAAAUUAGAUAUCGAAGAACAAGAAUCGUCAGCCAAUGCACCAAAGGCACCAAAGAGUCCAUCUAAACCA
Messenger RNA from Ascoidea rubescens DSM 1968, 1245 nucleotides. It is a transcript of the gene CNE1, whose product is annotated as calnexin. Gene Ontology annotation, molecular function: calcium ion binding. The transcript has a single exon. The record is from RefSeq and is a predicted model, not a curated record. The annotation marks the transcript as partial. Gene Ontology annotation, biological process: protein folding. Gene Ontology annotation, cellular component: endoplasmic reticulum; endoplasmic reticulum membrane. Lineage: Eukaryota; Fungi; Ascomycota; Saccharomycetes; Ascoideales; Ascoideaceae.